Exaiptasia diaphana is the source of this 435-nucleotide messenger RNA. Its product is annotated as 52 kDa repressor of the inhibitor of the protein kinase-like. The transcript has a single exon. Bases 1 to 435 code for a protein of 144 amino acids. Lineage: Eukaryota; Metazoa; Cnidaria; Anthozoa; Actiniaria; Aiptasiidae. The record is from RefSeq and is a predicted model, not a curated record.
AUGGAUAGGAUACUAUCCUAUCGAUAUACCAGUAAAUCUAUUCAGAAUGAGUUGAUGAAUAUCUGUGGAAAUGCUGUGCGAAAUUCAAUUCUAAGUGAUGUCAAGGAUGCAGUGUUCUUUUCAGUAAUCGCUGAUGAAGCAACUGAUUCAUCAAACUCUGAACAGUUAGCUAUCAGCAUUCGAUACGUCGACAAGAACUGCACUUCUCUGGAGUGUUUUCUAGGAUUUAGCGAAUGCCUUCUUGGAGUUACUGGGAAGGCACUUGCUGACUCAAUUAUUUCCAACCUACAAUUAUGGAACUUUGAACUUCAUAAUUUACGUGGUCAAGCUUACGAUGGUGCUGGAGCAAUGACUGGCAGAAACAAAGGAGCUGCGGCACGACUAAUGAAAUAUAUCCGAAAGCCUUAUAUACACACUGUGCAUCUCAACGCUUGA